CGGAGGGGGCUUCAGCCCCCCCCAAGUUUGGUUCUGAGUAGGACAGUCGAAAGUGGGUUGACCAGACGCAAGUGUCGGAGUUCGACAGUCGUACGGCUUUCAGUCGAGUAGUGUUUGGUGUAGUUCGAACCCCAGCGAAUCGCCUGUGAGUCGUGGUUCGGGACAGAGUCUGGAAGAAGGAUAAAUCGCCUUUGUGUUCCCUACCAACGUGAGGCCUCCCUUAUUACUCCCGUUUCCUAACCAUUUCCUCAUUUACGGUACAAUAAAUCAUGCGCCUUCGUUAACCUUUCCUUGUUAACGCACCUUCAAUCUCCGUUCGGAACCCGGAUCAACUUAGAGAAGUUAAUUCUCAAGGCGUCAUUGGAUCGAGUACAGGCUAAAACGCUUCUGCCGUGUUUUGAAGUUUCUCAUAUGAUCCCGCAUCUUACAUACCCAACGAACACGCUACCUCUCUGUCGUCAGCAUAGCCGACCACCACGGACCUGAUCGCACCCCAUAGUGAGUAUUCGCUGCAAAAUACGCCACUGCGUAGGAGCUAUUAACUUUACCUUGACCUUCAUGCUCGGCCCAGAAGGGUUUCGGUAUUUCGUCUCUCACGGUCAGUCGAGAAUGGUGACGGGAGAACCCCACUCCAGGGUUCACCACUCCCUGGUUCGGAUGGGGAGGGACACGAUUGGUACGAUAGGAUCAGAGUUGUGGAGUCCCGUUGAAAAAAGAACCCCGAGACGAUAAGGCUUCCAUGCCGAAACGGAAAUUCUAACCACCUUGAUGAAACCAUGGCUACGCCAGUGUCGACUGCACUCGUCUGACCCAGGGCGAAUCCGGUUGUCGUCACUUGAUGCAGCGGCCAGAUUAGACGAGACAAGCUGUGGGUCAGCGAUGCGUAGUGGAACGUCAGCGCGAUGCCUCGUCCUUCCUGUUUUCGCAUCCUGUCCUCGUUCGGAGUCCUGUGGCUGUGUCGAGGUCAAGGACUAGGGGAACGAUGUACGCCGAGUCCAGGGAAAGUGGGCGAAUGCGUGAAGAUACAGGACUGUCCCGAGGUAUUAUCAGAAUUCCAAGUCAAGCGAAUCCGCCCCACCAUCUGCUCCAUCGAAUACUCCGGUGUGCCCAUCGUCUGUUGCAAACUCACUCCCACACCUCUCGACUCUUGGUCUUCCCCGCCUUCUUCGGGGAAUGGAAUCCGUAAAAGUCAGGCCAAAUGUGAGGAGUACAGAAGGACGUUGGAGAAGUUCGGCGUCAAAACGUGCUACCACAAUCCGCAAGGACUGAUCGUCGGUGGAACUGCAGCCGACCCCUUGGAGUUCCCGCACAUGUUGACAGAGGUGAGACUAGGAGAGCACGAUCUCGAGAGCUCAGAGGAUGCUGCUGCUCCGGAGGAUUACCGCAUUAUUCAAGUCAUCCUCCAUCCUAAGUGGAACACACGCCAGCUUCCGAUUAAAUAUUAUGAUGCGGCCCUGGUGCGAUUGGAUCGUGAGGUUUCUGUUCGACCCAUCAUUCAUCCAGCAUGUCUUCCAACUCAUGAAAACAUCCCAUCAUCACAAAGUGGAGGAGAGAACCUCGUAGUAACUGCAGGAUGGGGAACAACUUCUUUUGGAGGACAAGUGAGCAGUAUCCUGCAGAAGGUCAACAUUCCCCUGAUAGAGUCCUCUCGAUGCGAGAACUUGAUGUCUCGUUUUCCAUUCCUGCUACGAGGCUACCCUGAAGGUGUGGAAGGUAGAGUCCUCUGUGCUGGAACUGACUCUGGAGGCAAAGAUUCAUGCCAGGGAGACUCAGGUGGUCCACUGAUGAUUCCUCGUGCUCGAGACAGUUGCCAGUAUUUUGUACUGGGUGUUGUGUCAAGUGGCAGUGGGUGUGGGGCUGCAGGUAUCCCAGCUUUCUACACUCAGGUCUCUGCAUACUUGGAUUGGAUUGAGGGAGUAGUCUGGAACUCAGAUCCAUGACACUAGGUAAAGUAUCAUGAACUUGCAUGAUAUCAAGUCCAAGAAAAUGAUAAUCCAUGCAAUAACAGCAAUUAAAAAGUUUUCAUUCCAAAACUCUGGUUAUCAUCAAUAUACAUAUUCAAAAUAACAUUUUCAGGAUAUUUUUCUUUCACUUUUUUCAAUGCUGUUGCCAUAGUCAUAGACUCAUUAAAAAGUAAAGCGUACAUAUGGAAAAAUGCAAAAAUCAGCUUCAGGUUGAUUGGGUCACAAAAAGCCAAAUAAUUUAGGGUAUUAUUUUUCGUUGCACUUGAGAUCGUGAUUUAAUGACUGGAGGAACAGAUAUUUGUCAUUUAGGCUGGUAUGCCUUGAAUUGGGAAUAAAAGCAUGAACAUAUGGCAUAUCACUAAA
Messenger RNA from Darwinula stevensoni, 2327 nucleotides. NCBI's taxonomy places the organism in Eukaryota, Metazoa, Arthropoda, Ostracoda, Podocopida, Darwinulidae. The record is from the annotation of a GenBank genome assembly.